AGGUCUGGACAAGAGAGGAGGACUUUUACUUAGUUGAAGAUUUAGGGUUCGUGUCCAUGUGCAGCAUGAGAGAGCUGGUAAUAUUAGCAGCUUUGGUCUCGGCUCUACACGCGGCCAGCCUCCCGACAGACACUGAUGUGGUAUACAAGUGCCAAGAAGAUCAGGACAACAUUGCUAUAUUAGCAGCCGAGCGGUUCAUUAAUGACCAUCACCACCAUGGAUACAAAUUCAAAUUUGUCUCACUGGACAGUCGCAGAGCAGAUGAGAAGACUGAUCUUUGUGAGGUCAUCUUGGGAAUAACUCUAGAGGAAACUGAAUGCCACAUUGUGAAUCCCAAACCUUUAGAUCAGUGUACCACUAGAAUGGAAGCAGAGACGAAAGUGACAGCAAAAUGUAAUGUGACCGUGUUAAGUUUUGAGGGAAAAGCAGUUGUGGCGUGCUACAUCUGUGACACCAAACCAGAUUCAUAUGAAAUACUUAUGACAAAAUGCCCUGACUGCCCCAGUCUACUGCCAUUGAAUGACCCGAAGGCUCUGGAGAGUGUGAAAACUGCCCUGCAGAAAUUCAACAAAGAAUCGAAUCACAAGUCUUACUUUAAACUGUUGGAAGUGGGAAGGAUCAGCACACAGUGGAUGUUUUCAGGUCAAGGCUUCUUUGUGCAGUUCGCCAUUACGGAGACAAACUGUCCGAAAAGGGUGGCAUACCGGAAACAAAAAGCAUGCAAGGCUUUGUGUGGAGUUAAAGCUCGGUAUGGGUUCUGUAAGUCCUCCAAGGUUGGAAAUGAAGAAUCAGAAGUGGAAUGUGAGAUUUACAAAGCUCAGAACAUAACUCAUCCAAUGAAACACCCUGCUCAGUCAAGAAAAGACUGUAAAUUCCAUGGCUUCCCACCCCCCCACUAUCCAGGACAUAACCUGCCUCACCCGGAACAUGCAAGCCAUGAGGACAAGGGCGGGGACAAAAGGCCUGACCGAGGGGGCCGUCCAGGACACUCAAGCCAUGAGGACAAGGGCAAGGACAAAAGGCCUGACCAAGAGGACCAUCCACAACACGCAAGCCAUGAAGACAAGGGCAGGGACAAAAGGCCUGACCGAGGGGGCCGUCCAGAACACGGAAGCCAUGAGGACAAGGGCAGAGACAAAAGGCCUGACCAAUUGGGCCGUCCAGAACGCGCAAGCCAUGAGGACAAGGGCAGGGACAAACGGCCUGACCGAGGGGGCCAUCCAGAACACGGAAGCCAUGAGGACAAGGGCAGAGACAAAAGGCCUGACAAAGUGGGACGUCCAGAGCAUGUAAGCCAUGAGGACAUGAGCAGGGACAAAAGGCCUGACCGAGGGGGCCGUCCAGAACACGGAAGCCAUGAGGACAAGGGCAGAGACAAAAGGCCUGACCAAUUGGGCCGUCCAGAACGCGCAAGCCAUGAGGACAAGGGCAGAGAGAAACGGCCUGACCAAUUGGGCCGUCCAGAACACACAAGCCACGAGGACAAGGGCAGGGAUAAACGGCCUGACAAAGGGGGCCGUCCAGAACACGCAAGCCAUGAGGAGAAGGACAGGGACAAAAGGCCUGACCAAGGGGGCCGUCCAGAACACGCAAGCCAUGAGGACAAGGGCAAGGACAAAAGGCCUGACCAAGGGAGCCGUCCAGAACACGCAAGCCAUGAGGACAAGGGCAGGGACAAAAGGCCUGACCGAGGGGGCCGCCCAGAACAAGCAAGCCAUGAAGACAAGGGCAGUGACAAAAGGCCUGAUGAAGUGGGCCGUCCAGAACACUCAAGCCAUGAGGACAAGGGCAGGGACAAACGGCCUGACCGAGGGGGCCAUCCAGAACACGGAAGACAUGAGGACAAGGGCAGGGACAAAAGGCCUGACCGAGGAGGCCGUCCAGAACAUGCAAGCCAUGAGGACAAGGGCAGGGACAAAAGGCCUGACCAAGGGGGCCGUCCAGAACAUGCAAGCCAUGAGGACAAGGGCAGGGACAAAAGGCCUGACCAAGGGGGCCGUCCAGAACAUGCAAGCCAUGAGGACAAGGGCAGGGACAAAAGGCCUGACCAAGGGGGCCGUCCAGAACAUGCAAGCCAUGAGGACAAGGGCAGGGACAAACGGCCUGACCAAGGGGGCCGUCUAGAACACGCAAGCCAUGAGGACAAGGGCAGGGACAAAAGGCCUGACCAAGGGGGCCGCCCAGAACACGCAAGCCAUGAGGACAAGGGUAGGGACAAAAGGCCUCCCCAAGAGGGCCGCGCAGAACACGCAAGCCAUGAGGACAAGGGCAGGGACAAAAGGCCUGACCAAGGGGGGCGUCCAGAACAUGCAAGCCAUGAGGACAAGGGCAGGGAGAAACGUCCUGACCGAGGGGGCCGCCCAGAACAAGUAAGCAAUGAGGACAAGGGCAGAGACAAAAGGCCUGACCAAGGGGGCCGUCCAGAACAUGCAAGCCAUGAGGAGAAGGGCAGAGACAAAAGGCCUGACCAAGGGGGCCAUCCAGAACACGCAAACCAUGAGAAGAAGGGCAGGGACAAAAGGCCUGACAAAGGGAGCCGUCCAGAACAUGCAAACAAUGAGGACAAGGGCAGAUGGUUGGGUGGUAGGGGGUGGGGCGACAAAAUGCCUGACCGAGGGGGCCAUUCAGAACACGCUAGCCAUGAGAACAAGGGCAGGGACAAAAGACCUGAUCGAGGGGGCCGUCCAGAACACGCAAGCCAUGAGGACAAGGGCAGGGACAAAAGGCCUGACCGAGGGGGCCGUCCAGAACACGCAAGCCAUGAUAACAAGGGCAGGGACAAAAGGCCUGAUCGAGGGGGCCAUCCGGAACACGCAAGCCAUGAAGACAAGGGCAGGGACAAAAGGCCUGACCGAGGGGGCCCUCCAGAUCAUGGAAGCCAUGAAGACAAGGGCAGGGACAAAAGACCUGAGGGCCGCCCUGAGUUCCCCUACCGUGGCUUUGUAAAAAUACCCACCUCUAUUUAUCCAAUCUGUCCCUUCCUUCCACCAUGUCUCUGCCAGGGCCCUUCAGACCAUGUACCCCCUCCUCCUCCUCCUACUCAGUAACUAACACUAAAAUCUGCUGAGGAACUCUUAACAUUCAAAACUGAACAACAUGAGAAUGUUCAGUCAAAUAAAUAUUCUUUACUGACCUGUGUGGUUGAGUG
This is a messenger RNA of Sinocyclocheilus anshuiensis, 3148 nucleotides long. RefSeq names its product ribosome-binding protein 1-like. Bases 57 to 3047 code for a protein of 996 amino acids. NCBI's taxonomy places the organism in Eukaryota, Metazoa, Chordata, Actinopteri, Cypriniformes, Cyprinidae. The record is from RefSeq and is a predicted model, not a curated record. Gene Ontology annotation, biological process: negative regulation of endopeptidase activity. Gene Ontology annotation, cellular component: blood microparticle; extracellular matrix; extracellular region. The transcript has 9 exons. Gene Ontology annotation, molecular function: cysteine-type endopeptidase inhibitor activity.